AUGGCUCCUCGACGAGCAGCAUCUUCCGUCCCUGAAGGUGAGUUUCGCAUGCGUUUCGCCCACCGCCCAUACCUUGCAUCACGUAAGAUCUCACGCGAGAAUGGAGCUGACAGAAUGACAGGAUACAAGGAGGACAUCUCCAAGGGAAACAUGCUCCGUUUUGAGGACUCCCUUCCCCGACUCCCCGUUCCCUCCCUUGAAGAGACCAGUCGCCGAUACCUCAAGUCCGUGCACGCGGUUGUCUCCGAGGCCGAGUACGCGCGCACCAAGAGCGCCGUCGAGGCUUUCAUCCGCCCCGGUGGCCAGGGUGAGGCUCUGCAGAAGCGCCUCGAGGCCCGCGCCGCUGACCCUAAGAUCAAGAACUGGCUUGCCGAGUGGUGGAACCAGGCCGCCUACCUCGGUUAUCGUGACCCCGUCAUCCCCUACGUAUCAUACUUCUACUCCUACCGUGAUGACCGCGAGCGUCGUGACCCCGCCAAGCGCGCAGCUGCUAUUACUACCGCUGCGCUCGAGUUCAAGGCCAAGGUUGACGAUGGCUCCCUGGAGCCUGAGUACCUGCGCAAGGAGCCCCAGGCUAUGAGCUCCUACCAGUACAUGUUCAACUGCUGCCGUAUCCCCGCUGACGGCGAGGAUUUCCCCCGCAAGUACUCCGCUGCUGAAAACCAGCACAUUGUUGUUGUGCGCAAGAACCAAUUCUUCAAGGUGCCUCUCGUUGUGGAUGGCCAGCAGCUUAACGUCUCCGAGCUGGAGCAGCAGUUCAAGCGCAUCUACGAGAUCGCACAGCCCGCGCCGCCGGUUGGCGUUCUGACUGUUGCGGACCGUGAUCACUGGACUGCUGCCCGCAAGACUCUUGUUGCUGCCGAUGCCGCCAACGAGGUGGCUCUCCAGGACAUUGAGUCUGCUGGCUUCGUUGUCUGCUUGGAUGACGCCAAGCCCGUUACUCUCGCUGAGCGCGCCCACCAGUACUGGCACGGAGAUGGCUCGAACCGCUGGUUCGACAAGCCCCUCCAGUUCAUUAUCAACGACAAUGGUUCCGCCGGUUUUAUGGGCGAGCACAGCAUGAUGGACGGUACCCCCACCCACCGCCUGAACGACCACGUCAACAACCUCAUUUUCAACAAGAAGAUCGAUCUCUCCGCCCAGACCGUGCGCUCCCAGCUCGCAGACCCCAAGCCCAUCACCUUCAAGCUGAAUGACGCCUCCAACGAGGCUAUCGACAUCGCGCACCAGUACCACCGCAAGCAGAUCGCCUCCCACGAGCUCGUCGUCCAGGCCUACCAAGGCUACGGAAAGGGCCUGAUCAAAAAGUUCAAGUGCAGCCCCGACGCCUUCGUCCAGAUGACCAUCCAGCUCGCUUACUUCAAGAUGUACGGUAAGAACCGCCCAACCUACGAGUCCGCCUCGACCCGCAAAUUCGCCGAAGGCCGCACUGAAACCACCCGCACUGUCUCCGACGAGAGCGUCGCCUUCUGCAAGGCCCACCAGGACCACACCACUCCCCGCGAGGAAGUUGUCAAGCUCUUCCGUGCUGCCCUUGCCCAGCACACCAAGUACACACAAGAGGCUAGCUCCGGCCACGGUGUCGACCGCCACCUCUUCGGUCUCAAGAAGCUCCUCCAGCCUGGCGAGCAGCUGCCUGAGAUCUACCAGGAUCCCGCUUUCGCCUACUCUUCCUCCUGGUACCUCUCCACCUCCCAGCUGAGCUCCGAAUAUUUCAACGGAUACGGAUGGAGCCAGGUUAUCGACGAUGGAUUCGGAAUCGCGUACAUGAUCAACGAGAACAGCAUCAACUUCAACAUCGUCUGCAAGCGUCUCGGCGCUGACCGCAUGAGCCACUACCUGAACGAGGCGGCCUCCGAGCUUCGCGACCUCCUCAUGCCCGAUCUCGCUGCCCAGCCCGAGAAGCCGAAGCUGUAG
Penicillium soppii is the source of this 1917-nucleotide messenger RNA. Its product is annotated as carnitine O-acetyltransferase CAT2. The transcript has 2 exons. Gene Ontology annotation, biological process: carnitine metabolic process. Bases 1 to 1917 code for a protein of 638 amino acids. NCBI's taxonomy places the organism in Eukaryota, Fungi, Ascomycota, Eurotiomycetes, Eurotiales, Aspergillaceae. Gene Ontology annotation, cellular component: mitochondrion; peroxisome. Gene Ontology annotation, molecular function: carnitine O-acetyltransferase activity. The record is from RefSeq and is a predicted model, not a curated record.